GAGAAGGUUUAUAUCCGACUCGCCUUGAGUUCGAACUAUUCUUCCUUUCUCUUUGUUCACUCAUCAUUCGCCCUCACAACAUCACAACGUCAAUUGCCCAGUAUGAAGCUCCUCCGCUCCCUCUCUUUCUUUGUGCUGCUGGUCAGCACUGCUCUCACCGUCGCAGGUCAACCCCAGGCAGAGGCAAGCAUGGCAGGUCUUCGGCGUCAGAGGGCAGAUACCGCACUUCCACGAACGCUUUCUCCUUUCAAUCAGCCGCAGGCUCAGCUCGUUGAGCCCUCCCUCGCUUCCUCUCUGCAAGGGAGGUCCCUGUCGCUUCCAGCUGAGGGCGCUAUCUUGCCAAGGAGCAACCGCUUCCUGCAAGGUCUCAAGUCGAAGCUCAAAAAGUGCGUGACCUGCGGCAGCAGCAGUCGCGGAGGCGGCAGACGCCGAGGGGCCGCAGAGCAACGACCAGCAAAACAUGCUGUGCAUCCGCGCUUCUCCCCAGUUCAUGUGCCAAACCAGGCCGGUGAUCAGGGUCAGGCGCCGCCCCUACCAGUGGUACCCCUUCACCGCCAGAACAGGAACGACAUGGAUGCUUUCUUGAAUGCGGUUGGAGUCACAAGAACAAAUAGCGUGUUGGAUGCAAUAUGAGUAGCCUUGUCGUGCAACGUAAGCUUUCCCCAACCGAUGUCCAAUUUGAGCUUGAUGGUCUGACUACCACCCCUCAGCGCAAGCUGGAAAGCGGGCAACACACAUCCCGAUCGAUGUAGGGAUGUAGAUCCCACCAGAGCAACGAGGCAACUUUGCAGGAGCAGCGCGACGUU
Messenger RNA from Microstroma glucosiphilum, 806 nucleotides. RefSeq lists its product as hypothetical. Lineage: Eukaryota; Fungi; Basidiomycota; Exobasidiomycetes; Microstromatales; Microstromataceae. The transcript is spliced from 2 exons. The coding region runs from base 103 to 633 and encodes 176 amino acids. The record is from RefSeq and is a predicted model, not a curated record.